Periophthalmus magnuspinnatus is the source of this 722-nucleotide messenger RNA. It is a transcript of the gene tlcd5b, whose product is annotated as TLC domain containing 5b. The transcript has 2 exons. The record is from RefSeq and is a predicted model, not a curated record. Gene Ontology annotation, cellular component: membrane. Bases 7 to 711 code for a protein of 234 amino acids. Lineage: Eukaryota; Metazoa; Chordata; Actinopteri; Gobiiformes; Gobiidae.
GUGGCCAUGUUGGUGUUGUGUACUGUCCUCUGCAGUGUAUUGGGCUGGUUAACCCUUUACCUGCUGCUGUGUGCUGCAUUCAGGGAGCGCAGUGCAGAGUGGAACUGCCGCCUGGUCACUCUGUCUCAUGGGAUCCUCAUCGUGCUGCUGACCGCCUAUGUGGUCUUCAUCGAUGGCCCCUGGCCCCUCACACACGCAGGCUCAGAGAACACAGAGCUGCAGGUGCUGUCUCUCUGCGUGUGUUUGGGCUACUUCCUGUUCGACCUGUCCUGGUGCCUGCUCCACCGCAGCGAGGGGCCCGUCAUGCUAGCCCACCACGCCGCUAGCAUCCUGGGCAUCCUGCUGACUCUGUGGCUGGGCUCGUCCGGCUGUGAGACUUGUGGGGUGAUUUUUGGCAGCGAGCUAACCAACCCUCUGCUCCAGGCGCGCUGGUUCCUGCGCCAGGUGGGCCUGUACGAGACUGUGCUGGGCGACUUGGUGGAUGUGCUUUUCAUCUCGCUGUUCGCCGGGGUGCGAGUGGGUGUAGGCACAGCCAUGUUUUACUGUCAGCUCACCUCCCCGCGCCCCGCCCUGCUCAUGAAGCUGGGGGGCGUGGUCAUGUACGUGUUGGCAUGGGUCUUCAUGGUGGACAUCGCACGCUUUGGAUACAAGAAGAGCAAGAUGAAGUAUAGGAGGUGGAAGGAGAGGACUCUGAGAGAGAGCCAAGACUGACUGAACACAAG